ACAACAACAGGAUUAUUCUAAAGUGCUACCUGCCUACCUGAGCAACAUUGCAACUAUAAGUAAUAAAGCAAUAAUUCCUAAUCGAUAAUUUCACAAAAAGAGAUACGUCACAACAGAUGGGAAAACGCUAUAUAUCAACUUUUUUUUGUUAAAACAGCAAAAUUAUCAUUUUUACUGUUGGAGCCAGCUAAAACUAUUAAAUAUGAGAACACUUAUGAGAUCCAGGAGACGGUUAGCAUACAUUUUCGGUGUAUUCGCUGGUGUUUUAUUAAUGUUUUUAAUAAAGAGAUUCCCUAGUUGCAAAAGUAUUUUAUUUCAACACAAGUGUAUUGAUUGUUCAUCACUUUAUAAACCAAGAAAUGAUAUUUAUAUUGGUAUUUUAUCGUCAAAAGAGUUUUUAGACCGAAGAGUAAAAUUCAUUCAAGCAUCUUGGGGAGUAGCAGCUCUUCCUCAUUUACAUUUUUAUAUGAAUCACACAAAUAGUGCUAAACUCCCAGUUAUUCGUUUACAAGGAGUUAGAGACGAUGAAUACCCACCAAGGAGAAAAGUUUUUAGAAUGCUUGAACAUUGGUGUUCUCAUUUCGUUGAUAGCUAUAAUUGGUUUAUUAGAGCAGAUGAUGAUUCCUACAUUAAAAUUGAUCGCCUAAAGACAUUUCUACAUAGUUUGGAUAGUGAGAAAAAAUGGUACAUAGGUCAGAGUGGUGAAGGUAAACAGGAAAAGAGAGGAAAAAUUGGUUUCCCUCCCGGCUACUUUUAUUGUAUGGGAGGUCCUGGUAUGAUAUUUAGCAGAGGAUUAUUAAAAAGUAUUUGCCCUCAUCUAAACGAAUGCCAAAGUUUAAAUGUGACUGAGCACGAAGAUAUUGAGGUUGGGAGGUGUGUACUAGAGAAAGCAAAAGUAAGCUGUACAAGUAGCUAUGAAAUGAUGAAGCUUUUCUAUGCCCAUUAUAGCGAAAAUAAUAAAUCUUUCAAAUCAAAAAUGGAAGGCGCUACUGGUAAAGCAGUUCUUAAGGCUCUCACAAUUCAUCCAUUGAAAGAUGCUAUGUAUUCGUAUAGAAUCCAUGCAUUUAUCCUAAAUGCAAAAGCUCAAGAAUUACGUAAUAAAAUAUAUUCUAUACUCGCGCUAAAUAAUUAUACAAAUUCCUUCUUGGAUCCCUCUAAUGAUAUUUGGAAAAAUGAUAAACCAUGGACUAACGUCUGGAAAGGUUAUAGACAUUAUCAAACAAACUUUGAAGAUCAAAGAAAACGACUGUUUGGUGUUAGGCGAUCAAAAGUUAGAGAGGCUGCUUUAAAGUCGUUACAAUACCUACGACGUUAUCAAGAUAAGCCUGUGAAAUAUUUGCGUAGCAUUUAUACUAAUCUAAAACCAAAUUUUGGUAUCUGUUACGAAAUACAUAUAAGACUACAUGAAAAUGUUUUAGCAAAUGUUGGUGGUAUAGAAAAGUUCGAGUCAUUAAUGUCUAGAGAGGUCCACAUCAAUUCAGAAGAAUUAUUGACUGUUAUUGUACCAUUUUCGGGUAGAUCGGAAGCCUUAAAGCGAUUUUUAAAAACUUGGAGAAGCUUGAAAGAUUUAAGUGAGAAUGUUAGGCUAUUAAUUGCACAAUCUGAGAAUAGUAGAGAGUUAAAUGUAGAUGAAUCCCUUAACGAUCUCAAGAGUGAAGCAAACAUUGAAACAUUAACAGUAUAUGGAAACUUUUCGCGAGGUGUUCUUUUGCAUACUGCUGUAAAAAACUCUAUAGAGAGCGGCAUAGUAUGCUUUAUUGACGUUGAUAUUAAACUAGGAAAUGGAAGCUUGGUUAAAAUGCGAAGAAACACUAAAAAACAUGAAACAGCUUUUCUACCUAUUAUGUUCAGUGAAUUUGAUCCUAGAUUCUCUUCAAAUCUAUCUGAUAUAUAUCACAAAGAUUCCGGUUAUUGGAGGGAAUCGAGUUUUGGUCAACUUUGCGUACAUAGAGAUGAUUACUUAAUGUCAGGAGGAUUUCCCCAAAAUAUAAAAGGAUGGGGAAAAGAAGAUAUUGAAUUAGGAGAUCAUUUAAUAUCUAAGGCAAAUCUACGAAUGUUUAGAUCUGCCGAUCCUGGCCUGAUACAUAAAUACCAUCCAAUUCAUUGUGAUAAGAUUGAAAAUAGAAAACAAAAAAAAAUGUGUUCUGCUGUCAAAUCAAAAACUUUCGCCUCCAGAAAUACCUUAGCAAUACAUGUCGACAAUGUUUUAGGUUUGCAAAAAACAGAAACUGAAGAAUAUCAAAAUAAUAUUGCCUAUGAAAGAUAAUACUUUAACUAUCUUCAUUCAGAGUCAUCAAAUUGAGAUUGCUAUUCAGACAACUAUCAAAUUGUAUCCCAUCAAUUCAGAUAGAUGGAAAAUUAGCUAUCGUCUUAUUUAUCAAACAGCCAAUUAGAAGCUAAUGUUAAUGAAAAUAUAGAAGAAAUUAUCAAAAGUUUUAAUUUCUAUUUAUCUUUUUUUUUUGCCUAUUUUAAUGACGAUUAUAUUUUUUCAGAAUAAGGUCACUUUAUUGUUGAAUAAUAUCUCCUUGUUCGUAUAUAAAUAACAGCGAAGACUUGUUUUAUUUAAAAAAAAUAAAAGAAUAAUAACCAUGCUUUUAUAACAUUGGAAAAUAAUAUUAUUGUCUAUAUUUGUUUUUUUUUUCUUUUCUUUCUUUUGUGUAAGCUUUUUUUAUGCCUCUAAUGUUGUUAUUUCGUCUGCUUUUACCUUUUCCACAUCAUAUGUGAUGUUUUUAAAGCCAUUUUAGCAAUAAUUUUAAAUAUACAACGUGUAA
Dimorphilus gyrociliatus is the source of this 2771-nucleotide messenger RNA. NCBI's taxonomy places the organism in Eukaryota, Metazoa, Annelida, Polychaeta, Dinophilidae. The record is from the annotation of a GenBank genome assembly.